GGCUGGGUCAGCUCCAUCUCAUCUCAGUCUGGCGUUCAGAGGUGGCCGCGGGGGUCGAAGUGUGUGCCGCUUCUCGAGUGUGCGCGACUUUAUUUUGCGAAUCUUGACCACUGGAACUGUACUCUAAGCAUUAUGACUCUUCUGGGCUCUGAGCACUCCAUACUGAUACGAAGCAAGUUUAGAUCAGUCCUACAGUUAAGACUUCAGCAGAGGAGGACACGAGAGCAGCUGGCAGACCAAGGCAUCAUGCCUCUAAACCAUGGUAAGUUCCCUAAGCAGGAGGACUCUUAUGCGUUUGAGGAGGACAGCAGCAGCGAGAGUCUGUCUCCAGAGCAGCACCACAGUGAUGAGUCGCAGGGCUCUGCCUGCCCUUCGUCUGAGGCUGUCGGCAGCGCGCCGUCCUCCUCCUCCUCACCUGCCCUCACCAGCCCACGACAGGGAGGCGCACCACGAGAUCCACCUGAUCAAAGCCAGGAGGAAGGCCUGUCUGCUGCCAACAACAGCCAGGCUACUCCCCCAAUACCUGUUCCUGCUAUUGUCAAGUCCAAGACAUCAGACAAAAACCGACACAAGAAGCCCAAAGAUGUGAAGCCAAAGGUGAAGAAGCUCAAGUACCACCAGUACAUUCCUCCGGACCAGAAGGCAGAGAAGUCCCCUCCGCCCAUGGACUCGGCCUACGCCCGACUCCUCCAGCAGCAGCAGCUGUUCCUGCAGCUGCAGAUCCUCAGCCAGCAGAAACACGCUCACACACAUCCACAGUCGCAGCCAUCACAGCAUCACACACACGCUCCCCAGACGCAGGCCCAGGCCCAGGCUCAGCAGCGGCAGCCCGCCUUCAGCUACCAGCCUCACCCCCAGACCCACACCCACAAAGGAGCCAGUGAGCAGCUAUCAGCUUGUAGCUCCAGUGGUCCAUCCAGCCAAACCAACAGUAACUCCUCCUCCCCGGUCAAGAACACAUAUCCCAACCAAAGCAACAUCUCACCAGUCAAGCCUGGCCCCCUGCCAGCUAAUCUGGAUGACCUAAAAGUAUCAGAGCUCAGGCAGCACCUGCGUAUUCGCGGCAUGCCCGUCUCUGGCACCAAGACGGCCCUCAUCGAGCGACUCCGACCCUUCAAGGACUCCAACGCCGGCUCCUCGCCCUCCAGCUCCUCUGACAUCACCACAGUGACCUUCCCUGUCACACCCACAGGGUCCCUGUCCUCCUACCAGUCCCCGUCCUCCUCCAGCGCCCUCUCCCAGGGAGGCUACUACCCUUACCCCAGCACCUCCUCCACCCCUCCAAUCUCUCCAGCCUCCUCCGAGCUGUCCCUCAGCGGCUCGCUCCCCGACAGCUUCAGCGACGUGCCCAUGUCCUCACCAACGCAGUUCGCCCUGCAGCCGUCCCCGGCCCAGCUCAGCAUGGAGGACGGCCUGGGAGGAGGCGGCCUGGGCGGGGGAGGACUGAGGGCGGGGGAGGGUAGAGGUAUGGAUGGCGUGGAAGCAGAAAAAGAUAAGAUGCUGGUAGAAAAGCAGAAGGUGAUUGAAGAGUUGACGUGGAAGCUGCAUCAGGAGCAGAGACAGGUUGAAGAGCUGAAGAUGCAGCUCCACAAGAGAAAACGCUGCUAUGGAGCAACACAGGACACCAUCCCCCCUCCAUCUCACCCCUCCAUGCACCACCAGCAGACUCCACCCAUGAUGGGCCAGCACUUCUUUGGCGUGACAAUCAAGCAGGAGCCGAUGUCUUUGUCCUCCAGCUGUCCUCUGUCCUCUCCCAAACAGCUGAAGAGCUCUCCUGGCAGCUGCAUGGAGGAUAUGGGACACUGCAACGGCCCCCUCUCCAAUAUGGGGGCCCCCGGUGGACAACAAUGUAUGGACACCACCCCGUCCUCUGGGAGCCCCUCCACAAUGUCGGCUUUCCUCAGUCCACAGUGCUCACCACAAGACUCCCCCACUGGAAAGCCUUCGAGCAGCCCCCAGCCUUCAUCUCCUAAUAACCCCUACCUGCUGUCACCUCCAGUGGGAAGAGACGGCUGCGGUCACCCCCACCCCCAUGGCAAUAGCAGAGCACGCAACAUGCAGAUGCAGCAGAAGAACGGUGGCCAGGCGGGGAACUGCUCUUAUCCUUCUGACCAAAGAGGCCUUCAGGGAGUCUUUCCCAACUCAACUGAUUGUGGCCACGGUGGCUCAGCCAAGACUGAGAACCAGAACCUGCAACCAAAGAUGUCAGUAUUGCCCUCUCCUCGGCAUGUUGGCCAAAAGUGCCAGGUCCCUCCCCCUGCCUUCAGUAGCUCAGAUUCAGAUGCAUCUGACUUAAGACAGCCCCCAUGCUAUGAGGAUGCAGUCAAGCAGCAACUGACCAGAAGUCAGCAGAUGGACGAGCUUUUGGAUGUGCUCAUCGAGAGUGGAGAGAUGCCAGCUAACGCCAGAGAAGAGAGGGAGAGGUCCUCUGUAACCAAAGUUGUGCCUCACAUUACUGUGUCCCCAGGGUGUCCCGGCCUCCUCAUCCCGAGGUUCCACAGACACUACGAAUACCUGUCCUACACCCCGCUCCCUUACGACCAGUCAACCAAUCACGCCACAGAGAGCCACCUGGAGACUCUGCUGGGAAGUCCAAUCGGCCGGGGAGGGGAGGCGGCCCUUCUUAAAAUGGGUACUGAGGACGGGGGGCUGGAAGAUGAAGGAAACAGAGACGCCGAAGGGUACGGCAGCCCCCACAACCACCACCGUCACCCUCAUCAUCCCCAACAGGACAAACUUCUGACCAACAGAGAUCUGAUGGACACCCCUCUGUCGCCCAUCAGCACCAAAGUGUCCGCCGUCCCGGAGGUGCAGGGGAUGGUUAGCAUGACUUUCAGCGAGACGCCGUGGGAAACGAUGGAGUGGCUGGACCUGACGCCGCCCAGCUCGGCCACGGCCUUCAGUGUUGCCCCACCCAGUGGGCCCAGCAUCUUCAACACAGAGUUCCUGGAUGUCACAGACAUUAACUUGAACUCUGCCAUGGACUUACACCUGGAGCACUGGUGAAAACAUCAGCGCCACCAAAGUGCCAUCAGCCGUCAAACACAAGACACCAGCUCGCAAGUAGCUGUUGGUCCGCUCAUAUCAGCUAUGACCAUACCAAAGAGUUACUGAAUCCUACCUUAAGUCCAAGCACCGGAAUUUGCCUCUUGUAUAAUACAGUGGGAUGUGACAUCAAGCAGCCUACAUCCAAAGAUUGACGGCUAAGUCAGAGGUUGAACUACAGAAUUACAUUAUAUUUUUUAAUUCUUUUGUCCACUUGGCUGAAAUGAGGUUCUCGUGUUGUCGUUAAACCCAGAAUCCAAAGACUAGGUGCUUUCUGACAUGAUCUUUGUCCGUUUUGGACAACUUGGACUACUACCUGGACUACUUACUUGGCACAACAGCCAAAUAAGUAUGAGAGUGGACACAUGAAGGCUUUUCUAGAUAAUGGAGAUACAUGAUUACAGUGCUUUAUACCAACACUUUAUGCAGUAUCAGUGUUACGCCACCUUGACUUGAAGACACAUUUUGACAAUCAUUGUAUAUUUUCGGAGUCUAUGUUUGUAUUACUGGAAAAAAAAAAACGAGAGGAAUUACAAGGUGAAUUGGAUUGCUUA
Chelmon rostratus (copperband butterflyfish) is the source of this 3599-nucleotide messenger RNA. It is a transcript of the gene myocd, whose product is annotated as myocardin. The transcript is spliced from 12 exons. The record is from RefSeq and is a predicted model, not a curated record. Gene Ontology annotation, biological process: smooth muscle cell differentiation; cardiac muscle cell differentiation. NCBI's taxonomy places the organism in Eukaryota, Metazoa, Chordata, Actinopteri, Chaetodontiformes, Chaetodontidae. The coding region runs from base 133 to 3006 and encodes 957 amino acids.